Molecule: messenger RNA, 7276 nt
Organism: Dromaius novaehollandiae (emu)
Lineage: Eukaryota; Metazoa; Chordata; Aves; Casuariiformes; Dromaiidae
Product: lamin-B3-like
Exons: 10
Coding region: 125-1933 (602 amino acids)
Biological process (GO): nuclear envelope organization; heterochromatin formation; protein localization to nuclear envelope
Cellular component (GO): nuclear envelope; nuclear lamina
Molecular function (GO): structural constituent of cytoskeleton
Source: RefSeq, a predicted model, not a curated record
GCCCUUUAAGCGGCCGGGGCGGGCGGCAGCUGGCGGCUAUUUAUACCGGGCGGCGGCGGGGCUGCCCCGGCGCCUUGCGCGGGGCGGUGCCGGCCCGGCGGCGGCGGGGGAGCGCGGAGCUGCCAUGGCCACGGCUCUGUCCUCCACGCCGGCCGGCGGGGGCCGCUCCCUGGGCCGCGCUGCCGCCGCCGCCGCCUCGCCGCUGAGCCCGACGCGGCUGAGCCGGCUGCAGGAGAAGGAGGAGCUGCGGCAGCUCAACGACCGCCUGGCCGCCUACAUCGAGCGGGUGCGGGCGCUGGAGGCCGACAAGGCGGCGCUGCAGCAGCGGCUGGCCGAGCAGGAGGCGGGCAGCGGCCGGGAGCUGGGCAGCCUGCGGCUCCGCUACGAGGCGGAGCUGGCCGACGCCCGCCGGGCGCUGGACGACAUCGCCAUCGAGCGGGCCGCGCUGCAGGUGGAGCUGGGCAAGAUCGGCGAGGAGCACCGGCAGCUGCACAGCAGGAAUUCAAAGAAGGAAGCUGAUUUAAACCUGGCACAGGCUCGCGUGAGGGACCUUGACGCUCAGCUGAACGCGAAGGAAGCCGACCUAGCAACAGCUCUGAGCGAGAACCGAAGCCUGGAGAACGACCUCCGGGAGCUGAAGGAUCAAGUAGUCACUCUGAAGCUCUCACUGGAGGAUACCAAAAAUCAUCUCCACAGUGAAAUGUUGAGGAGAGUGGAUCUGGAAAAUCAAAUGAAAACUUUGCAAGAGCAAAUGACAUUCCAGAAGCGCCUUCAUGAAGAUGAACUCAAAGAGGCAAAAAGAGUCCAUGAGAGCAGGAUAGCAGAAAUAGAAUCCGGUCGUCAGAGAGAAUUUGAGAGUAAGCUCUCGGAUGCUCUGCAGGGGCUCAGAAAACAGCAUGAGGAACAAAUUCAAGGAUACAAAGAGGACCUGGAACGAACAUUCAGUGCAAAAAUGGAGAAUGCCCAGCUGUCUGCAGCAAGGAAUAGUGACUUUGCCAAUGCUGCUCGGGAGGAGCUAAUGGAAACAAAGCUGAGAGUCGAUACUUUGACGUCCCAAGUUAAUCAGUAUCAAAGCCAGAAUGCUGCUUUGGAGAACAGAAUAAGGGAGCUACAGGAGACACUGGAUUAUGAUCGUGAUCUCCAUCGAAGACGUAUGGCAGAAAAAGAGAAAGAAAUGGCACAAGCCCAGCAGCAGGUACAAGCACAGUUGGAAGAAUAUGAGCAUCUCUUAGAUGUGAAACUGGCUCUAGAUCUGGAAAUAAAUGCCUACCGAAAGAUGCUGGAAGGAGAGGAGCAGAGGCUAAAGCUCUCACCUAGUCCAUCUUCACAUGGCAUUGCAACUCAAGCAACAACAAGUCAAGGGCGCCGGUUUCUGCAUGGGAAAAAAAGGAAAAUGAAAGAAGCCAAAAUGAGAGGGCAUAGUACUGGAUUUAAGACUGUUCAGCAUGCUUCAUCUUCUGGAAAUAUAUCUAUUGAAGAAAUUGAUACUGAGGGGAAAUUCGUCAGGCUUAAAAACAACUCUGAUGAGGAUCAACCACUGCAUGGAUGGGUGUUGAGACGACGGCUUGGAAGUGUGUCUGAUGCAACAUAUAGAUUCCCUUCACGGUUCGCUCUUCAGGCAGGCCAAAUGGUUACAAUCUGGGGCGCAGAUGCUGGUGUAAGCCCAGGUCCUAGUGAUCUGGUCUGGAAGUCUCAGUCUUGGGGAACAGGGGACACCAUUGGUGUUACACUCAUCACAGAUGAUGGUGAGGAACUGGCAGAGAGGAAGAUAAUGCAUGUACCCAGAGGAGAGGAAAGUGGCGAACAAGAUGAUGAGUAUGAGGAAGAAAUAACUGGAAGUGAAAUGGAGUUUCCAUCUCAGGUAACCUGCCCAAAGUUUAAACACAUGCUAUCAAAAAAACUAAUUUCUUGUCGUUACUACAUUACUACCUGAAAAAUUCCCUAAGCACUAUCCAUAUCCUACAACUCUUACCAUUUUUCUUGAUGUCAGACCAAAAGAAGAAGAAAAAAGAAAUGUUGUUUGGUUUCAUGAUAGUGAUUCCUGUGAGCAUCCUAAAGCAGGUGAGAUCAGUGAGAGAAUCAUGCUUGUAAUCUUGUAGAAAACUUGUGCCAUUAGUAGUGCUGCAGUCUCUUGUCCCACGUAGGAUGUAGUCUGCAUGGCUUUGCAUCAGAACUGGAAUUGAUGUCUUGUUUAUUCUCUGGUGGUUGAAUAUGAUCAAAUAGCAGCAUUAAUUGUUUGGUCUCUUAUUACUAAAAUAAAUAUUGAAGAGUACUAGCUUUAAUGUCUCUUCCAUCUAAACCUGUGUCUGAGCUUGGAUAAGCUUACAAUGUUAUCCCCAGAAAGGAGUGCAAACACUAACUGGAAAUAAAACAUUUUUGUGCAGUGGAGUGACUUAACUGAUACUCUAAACAGUGUCCCUGACUUGCUCUUAAAAUAACUUAAAUUCAUACUGAAGAAAGCUAAUAUUUCUAUUCAAAAACAUGAAAAGACUGAAAUCAAAGUUCAGGUUGUAUUGAUUGCCUAAGUACUUCUGAAACUCAAACAUGAGUUUGAGGCACUUCAGUGCAAGCUCACUUCCAGAAAUUUUUUUUUAAUUUGCACAGCAAAAUAAGCAUCUUAGCCUUGCUUCACUCUUAAAUACUCCCUUCAAUACUUUUAAAGUGGAACUGUAGCCCAGAUGCAGGUCAUUCUAAUGGAACUGACAAAUAGAACAGGCAUAUUUUGGUUGAAUUAUACCCCUUUGGCUACAACUUAAAUGUUGCAAUGUCUCUGAAAGGCUCUCAAUAGCCCCUCCAAAUAGCUUUUGAUGGAUUAUUACCAUUCUGAACUUCUAUCUUGAAUGCUUCUAGUGUGCUUUGAAAUACUAAUAGUCAAGUAUCUUUAACUGCUUAAGUAUUCCAAAAUAGAGCUAAUACGAGGGCUUUAAAUCAUAACUGAAUAAUUCCAGAAAAAGCUAGCUUUCUAAACAAGAAGCCAACAGUUGGUAACAAAUCUAGUCCGUGUGAUCAUCUUGUACAAGAACCUCUAAGUGCAAAUAUGUCAUUACCUCACAGCAGGUAUAAGGAGUUUAGAUGCUUAAAUUGCCAUAAAGGGGAUAACAGAGGUAUGCAUUCACCACCCCCACGCUUUCUGCUUCCCUCCCUUCCAAAAAUGGGGGGGAGCCUUCUUCAUCCAGAAAUAAGAUAACAAAAUAUGAGCUCUUAACUGCAUGUACUCUGCAGUUCAGUCUCUAUCUACACAGUGCUCGUGGGGGAAAAAUUACACUAAACCAAAAGAAGAGCACCAGUGUCUCUUCUGGAAUGACUAUCCAUUUUCAGAUGCACUUGGUUGACCAGCUUAUUAGUCUGAAAGGUGAUGUCUUCAAUACGAAGUUGAACUAAGCUGUGGGCUCUCCAGAGUAUAAGGAAUUUUUUUAAAGCUAUUCCAAUUUAGCAAAUAAAACUAGGGUUAAAGUGCUUGAGCUGAAGACAGUCAUCCUCUAGCAAUGACUUGCUGUCAAGUGAGCACUUGCAGAACUUGAUUUCUGCUGUUGCACAGCAAUGCGAAAGGAAAACUCUGGAAACUGGCAGUUGACUCCAAUCACAUCUUGGGAUUCUGUAGCUCUAAAGCUCAAACAAGACAGUUUUAAGGGAGGGGGCUCCAGACCUGACUGAGUGCUAACUUGCAGUCUUGAAUAACUGUGCAGUCAGACCUAAUCUUGUCCUCUGCACUAUUCCUGAGGAUGGGAAACUGAGCCUCAUUGGAAUGAGACAGGCUAGAAAGCCAAUUAUCAGCUGAAGACCUUUGUUCUGAUUCAUUUAAUACUUCAGCCUACUCUAAGACCUGUUUCGUAAUUACUGUACUUGACUCUUGAGCUGGUUUGUUUCUGACUUAAAAUAGCCCCAUGCUUCCCUCACCAGCGCAAACCGAAGGCACCAUGUGCAAGGGGAUGCCUGGCUAAAACCUCAUUCUGUCCCUCCUGCUGAUACAGUUUGUAGAGCUACCACAGCUCUUGCCAAAAAUGAUCCUACACAGUUACAAGGAGGACUGGUAUCUUCAUGCAGCAGGUCCUAAAGCCACUGCUAUUUCCUAUGUAUUUCUCAUAAUUUAACUAGGAAGUAUCCCCAAGAAAACCUGGAGAAGUGUUUAUUAUUAGAACGCUGUCUGGUUUAAAGGGUGUUCACUGAAGUUUCCUCAUACCAUGCACGUUCUUGUAACAUUUCAGUAACACUGAAGGAAGGUGAGACUCUUCAUUAGUAGACUAAUGAGUAAGGCUGUGUAAUGCUGUUCUGGACACCAGGCGCUCAGUGCAGAGCACAUGCUGUGGCUGGGAUAUGGUUGGGAUACCAGUGGAAGCUUUAGGCUUAUAAAAAGACUUAGUAGCUAAGAGCUUUUUCAUGUUCAGAAUAAGGUCUCUCCUCUAAUGUCUUAAAGGUGCUUUAUUUGAAUUGACUAAUGACAAGGCUUGUUCUGCAAUUGCUGAUGGAAAGCUAGAGUGAUGGGGGGGUUACAUUUUUAGUCUGUUUUAUCAGCAGCUUUACAACACAACUGUGAGCCACUGAUGGUAAGAAUCUAUUCUAAUACUCCCACUCAGAAAUGUUAACAUCCUUCCUUUCCUCUGCUGAAUUCCAGUCAAAUUCCUCUUAUUACUACUUAUGCUUCUGCCACACCAGUAAUACAGAAAUGAUGGCAACUUAGUCAAAAACAGCUCACUUCUUGCAAGAGAGAGCAUGAAUCUGAGGUAGCAUGAAUUUGCAUGCCAGAAAAGUUUUGAAGCCUCAGAAGUGAGGUACCGAUAGCUUGAUAGCCUUUCAUUGAGCAGGAAAUGGCUCAUGUAUUGCAUGGACUCAAAUUCUGAAAAGUUUUUCUCCCUUUCCGUCUCCCCUGUACUCCUUAGUAUAGUUGGUAAUAUCCUGCCUCUCUUAAACCUGUUUUGCUUUAUUAAUUAAAUCUAUAUCUACUCAAUCCUUGUAACUUGUUGUCUUACAGUAUUCUAAACUAUCCUCUCUUUAACCAGCUUGCGCUGCAAUAACAUACAAAGUUUGUAUGCAAGGCAGUUAGUUAAAGCCUUGGUGUUUUAUUUCUGCAGCAAAAUGAGGACCCUAGCUGUUCUAUCAUGUAAUGAAGACAAGGUGAUGAUCAUCUAAACACACCUCAGCCCAAAGUGACAUUUUGGACUACAUGUGUUCUGGUAUCCUCUGCAAUAUCUGAAACUUGGAAUUCACAUCUCCCAUCUGAUGUGUGUGUAAGAAGUGUUGUCCAUAAUGUGAAACUUCCUACCAUCUGACUGGACCCUGUCUUGGAUUCAGUCAUUUAAAGAGCAGCAAAGUACAAGCUCCUUGCAAAUUUUUUGCUCUAAACUGGAACAUAAGGAUCUAGUUGCCAUGACCUGCUGAAACAUGGGAGAGCAUACAGUUUACAAUACUUAAUGUUAGACACGUCCCCAAAUGAUGAUAAAUACUUAAGACUGAGCAUGAGGCUGCCCAGCUUUCUGAAUAUUCUGACAUGGGGGUUUUCUCUGAAAGCAAUUUCUGUUUCGAGCCUGAGUAGGAAACUACAUGGCCCGGAUUACACCUUAGCUUGCACCUUGAGCAAGUCUGAACUUGGCUGGGAAAAAGCAUUAUCCUGAAGGGUGCUGAGUGUCUGAAAUGUUUCCUGCUUGGAUCCUGAUAUUGAAAUAUGAAACUGGUCUAGAUCACUUGUUAGAGAACUUUCUAGUGUUUAAAAUUUUAAAAUUAAAAGCAACUUGUAAAAUGUUUUUUUACUUGCUUGUUAUUAAAUGCACUGUUUGUGUUCUAGCACCUGGAAAUCUAGACUUCAGUAUUUGAUACUUUUAGAUACGGUACAGCACAGCUUUUAUUUCCAAUUUGUUGGAACCUUAACUUGGACAGCUGUAUCCUAUAAAUGCAUGUGUGUUGGGAGCAGGGGAAGCAUCUCAUUCCAACAGAUAAGGCACUAUAACAACAUUAGCACUCUGAAUAGUGCCAACAAGCCAGCCUCUUAGGGGACAGAAGAAACAUGCUGAAACAAACAGCAGAGCUAGAAAGCAUCAACUGUCAUAAAAGAUGCAUCAAAAAUACCUGCUCUUAAAGUUCCUGUGUACUAAAUAUCUGACAUAAAUAAGGGGAAGUGCAGUCUGCAAUAUUGCUUUGGUAUAUUUAACCAGACAGAUGGGGAAUACUGUCUCUUGGCCAGUAGGUAACUUUAAUGGCUGUGCUGUCCACAUGGAGACACAUGUAACCUUUGGAAACUAGUAGUCAUCCCUCAUAGCCAUUAUUCCACCCCCCACCCCCCACCCCACCCUGGCCUACCUGGUUGCUGUAGGGGGAAGAAAUAGCUACUUCUCUUUAAGCAUGUGAGGGGAGGGAAGCAGCUGCUAUUUCAGACCUCUUCAAAUACUGGAAUAGUUUCUGACCUUCUCUGUUGCCUUGCCAAAGUCUUCAGUGUUAUAGAACAACUGAAUUUAAGACCUGUUCUGUGUUAGGAUGCAGUUCUUAAUGUGAGGCUUUCUUAGACUGGCUUAAAUUCACUUAAGCUAUUUAAUAAUUGAAGUUUUAAGAUAUGGCAACCAAAUGCUGACUGAACAACUGCAUUUUAGUAGAUCUGAAUUCUUGUUGUACCUUAUGGCCUAAAUUUAAAUAGAUGCUGCUAUGACCUUCCUACAUUUAUCUUGAUCUGUUAAACUUUUUUUUUUUUUUAAACUAUUAAAGAUAUUUUUUGUGUAUAUAACCAGCCUUGGACUUUAAUAUUUGCAAGCUAAAAACAGUAAUCAAAAUUACUUAUUGGUAAUAAUCACUGUUACUUAUUGGUAUUAGCAAAGUGGCUCAAAAGACUUUGAAGCAACACAGUUUGGAAAAGUCAUCCUGCAGACUGAAGGAACCUUCAGCACUAGAUGAAGCUGCUCUGUUUAUGUAGCUAAUAAAGCUGAAUUGUAAUGAACUUGAUGUAAGAGCAGUCCUUAGUAUUUUAGAUCAGAUUUCCCUUUGGAACAUAAGGGAAGGACGAUGCGCAGUGACAAGCUAGUAAAUGAGGCUUGAACUACUGCAGUGGUCUUGAUAUGAAAUAGCUGCUGCUGAAUGUUGUUUGGUAACACCAUCAACAGCCUAGAAACUUAGAUCUUCUUGUAGAAGUUUAUGAAACUUAAUAGCACCCAACCUUAAUAACCAUAGAUUAAAGAAUGACUUUUCUGAUGCUUGCAAUGGAUCUUAUUGUGCAAGUUGUCCUCUGAGCAGCAAAUCAAAAGAUGGUUGGCUUCCUAUGAACUCUAUACAUUAUCCCAUUCAAUAACACUAUAGC